Messenger RNA from Ilex paraguariensis (yerba mate), 1395 nucleotides. The record is from the annotation of a GenBank genome assembly. Lineage: Eukaryota; Viridiplantae; Streptophyta; Magnoliopsida; Aquifoliales; Aquifoliaceae.
CUUCUAACCACAUUCUCCAUAAUUCUUAUCCUCCAAGUUUUUAUUAUGGCAGAACCCUACUCCAAUUUCUUCACUAGAUGCUUCAACUUCAUCCCUCUUAACUCACGCUACUCUUCCUCUACAUCAUACUCCAUCUUUCCUUCCAUUUCUCCUCAUACAGAUGACUCGUAUUCAUACAAUAUCAUGUCCGUGCAGGAGACUCCGAUCAAUUCAGACAACAUUGGAGUCAUUUUGGGAUCUGUAAGCAGUCAUACGUAUUCGGACAACAUUUGUCCAGUGCACGAGACUCUGGGUAUUGUCAGAUCUGAAGAAAGUAAGAUGUUCUCAAAUACCUAUCAAGUUCAAGCAUCACCUCCUUCACCUCCUCUAAGAGAAGCUCUACCUCUUCUCAACAACUUGAGUUUUAGUGCAGAAGAGAAUAGACCUUCUUCCAGUCCCAUGGAAGAUGACAGAAAGAGAGCUAAAGAUGAGAGCAUUCUAUCUCCUGUUGAUGAUGAAGGUGUGGCUAUAGACCUACAUAUAGGGCUCCCUAGCCCUAGUUCUUAUUUGUUUUCUUCCUCUGAAGAGAUUGUAAGUAAGGAUAAUGUUGGUGUUCUCUUAGGGUUGCCCUUGAACAGAUCAAACAAUGUUCAGUAUUGGGUUCCUACACCUUCUCAGAUUCUCACUGGCCCAACACAGUUCUCAUGUCCUGUUUGCUGCAAGACGUUUAACAGAUACAACAAUUUGCAGAUGCAUAUGUGGGGACAUGGAUCUCAAUACAGAAAAGGGACAGCCUCUCUAAGAGGAACUCAACCAACAGCAAUGCUAAAACUGCCUUGCUAUUGCUGUGCACCGGAAUGCAAGCACAACAUUAAUCACCCAAGAGCAAGGUCACUCAAAGACUUCAGAACCCUCCAAACACAUUACAAGAGAAAGCAUGGAACCAAACCCUUCAUGUGUAGAAAAUGUGGUAAGCCAUUUGCAGUGAAAGGUGAUUGGAGAACCCAUGAGAAGAACUGUGGGAAGGUAUGGUACUGCAUUUGUGGAUCUGAUUUUAAACACAAGAGAUCUCUUAAAGACCAUGUAAGGUCCUUUGGGCAAGGCCAUGCAGCUUUUGGUGUUGAUAGUUUUGAAGAAGACGAUGAGCCGGCAUCGGACAUUGAGCAAGGUGGUGAAUCCCCAGUGUGAUGCAUAGUAGAAAACUGGGAUUUGAAUGCAGAAACAUCUCAUCUUCUAAGAGGAUGCUGAGCUUCACAUAGCAAUAUUAGGGCUUUGGGCAUAAAAAAGUUGAACUUAAAACCACUUUUCUUUUCUUUUCUUCUUUUUCUCUGUAAUGUGGACCAGAAUAUCUGUAAAUAAUGUGCUUAUUUGGUAUAGAAGAAUGUGGUUUAUGAAUCACCUAAUGUUGUGAGUGAG